UUCGUGCAAUCGCAAUCGCAAUCAAUCGCAUCGUGGAACGUCCAUGCUUGGUUGCCACACAACCGGCACAAUUUUAGGUGUUGAUAAUUUGUUCAUACUACCGGUAAAACAAUUUAAAUUCCUAAGGCUUUAACAAGAUUUAUCAAAGUUUAAAAUUUGCUGCAAAGAUGUUUUGGGGUUUAGUUUUGGAGCCUGGAAAGCGUUAUAGCACUACUGUUGAGAAGGGGUUUCAUGUGUCAAAGGCUGCAUUAGAUUGCUCCUCUAUUAGAAAUGAAAGUGAAAUCCUCAGUGUAAUGUUGGAAACAGAAGGCUCAGAAAACUUGCUUUGCAAUCUGUGUAAGGGAAAAGGAAUCCUGCAAGAGUCUCUGGACCUGAAUUUUAUGUCUGGUGACAGAUUGACAUUUGAGUGUCGGGGUCAUGGACGAAUUCAUCUCACAGGAUAUUUGUUGCCUGAAGAGGAUGACAUCUCUGGAAUGCUAGGCGAUGAAGAAGAAUCAGAAGAAGAAGAAGAGGAAACCGAAUGGUCCACAAGUCCAGAGAAACCCAAGAAAGAAAAAAGAAAAUCUGAUGCACCGCCUGGUAUACCUGCAAAAAAGAAAAAGACCCUAGCUCUGGAUGAUGAUACUAAAGAGUCAGAUUCGGAUGGAGAUGAGCUCUCAGAUCUGUCAGAUGGACUAGAUGACGAUGAAAAAAUGGAGGAUGAAGAAGACGACGAUGAAGGUGAGGAGGAUGAUGAUGAAACUGAUGAAGAAGACGAGUCAGAAGAGGAACGAGAAAACCUCAACGUUAGUCAUAAGAAGAAACAAAAAGAAGAUAAAAAUAAAACACCAAGCAAGCAGAAUGUCGCUACUCCAAAGAAAACACCAGUUACUAAUGGUGUCACUCCAAAAGAUCAAAAAUCGAACAAGAAGACUCCUGGAGGAGACAAGACACCUAACAGCAUAUCUCCCAAGCACAAACAGGUCCUGGACCAGGGAGUUGUAGUGAAAGAAAUUAAGGUCGGCACAGGACAACCAGCCAAGUUUGGUCGAACGGUCGCUGUUCAUUACAUAGGAAAGUUGAAAGACAGUAACAAGGUGUUUGAUAAACAAACCAAGGGAGAAGGAUUCAAGUUCAAACUGGGGAAAGGUGAAGUAAUCAAAGGAUGGGACAUUGGACUUCAAAAUAUGAAAGUUGGCGGCAAGAGAGUGAUCCACUGCCCUCCUGAAGUUGCAUAUGGAGCGAAAGGGGCACCACCGAAAAUUCCACCUAACAGUACUCUCAUUUUUGAGGUGGAGCUGAAGAACGUACAUUAGGGCGCUACUUACUUUCCUGUAUUAGGUUUUAAGUUUUGACAGAAGAUGUACAAGGACUGCAGUCUGUGUAACUACCAUCUGGUCUAUCUGUUAAAUUUCUCUUAGAAUAAUUCUGUGAUAAGUGACUUGGUAAGUUUUUUCAUAUUUUCAGUAAUGUUGUGUUCAAGUUUGUGUAGUUAUAAUCCACGGGAAAGUCUUUUUACCAGCAGUAUUUUUGUACCGAGUAAGAGUAAAACAUUGUCACUUAGCUGCUAUACUUUUGUUUUAAGUCCCAUUAUCAAUGAUCAACUGAUCCCCAAGCUGCAUUUGCAACUGACUGUAUAAAGAAAUUGAAUAAAUUGUUUUUACAAAACA
Macrosteles quadrilineatus (aster leafhopper) is the source of this 1649-nucleotide messenger RNA. RefSeq names its product 46 kDa FK506-binding nuclear protein (gene Fkbp39). The transcript has 10 exons. NCBI's taxonomy places the organism in Eukaryota, Metazoa, Arthropoda, Insecta, Hemiptera, Cicadellidae. The record is from RefSeq and is a predicted model, not a curated record. Gene Ontology annotation, cellular component: nucleolus; chromatin. Gene Ontology annotation, molecular function: macrolide binding; peptidyl-prolyl cis-trans isomerase activity. Bases 168 to 1295 code for a protein of 375 amino acids.